This is a messenger RNA of Styela clava, 3195 nucleotides long. RefSeq lists its product as uncharacterized. Lineage: Eukaryota; Metazoa; Chordata; Ascidiacea; Stolidobranchia; Styelidae. The record is from RefSeq and is a predicted model, not a curated record.
AAUAUUUUUCAGUUCGACAUUGUAAAUUUAAAAAUAUUUCAACCUUCGACUACAAUAUGGCAAUUUGUAUUGGAGUAAAAUUAAUACUUGUAACGUUGAUUAUAUAUGGAGAUUUUUCGGAAGGUAAAACUUGCGGAACUCCUCUGAAAAAGGACAUUGAAUGGAAUAAGCUUCCAAUGGGGCCUUAUUAUGAUGUUCUGGAUAUCCCCAGAUCACAAAAGCCAGUGGGGUGCUGGAAUAUUCAGAAUAUUACCGAAGAAAAAGAUCGCGUGGUUAUAGAUUUGGCAACAUUUUCAAGCAGGCAACUCAGCAUAUUACCUAUUCGUGUGGAGUUUUUCCGUACAAGAAAAAAUGGUGUAUACAAGAUCAAUAGAUUUAGUGAGUUGGAGUACAGAACGGCGUUUUAUCAUUUCAAUGUUGAUAGUAGCGUCGGAAUACGGAAGCUUGCUCGUGCGGAGGCUGCGGACCUUGCUCAACACGAAUUCAUAUUUUUGACUGACUACCAGACUUAUUUCAUGUUCGUUGGUUUUCAAAAAGAAGGUUGGAUAGCGUACGUAAAAGCGACCACACCACAGAUCACAGUCAGUCAAUUAAACGACAUAUCGAAUACACUAGUUGAUAAUGGAUUGAAAGCGUCGGUGAUGGUUUUAAAAAAUGAGUGUCUGAAUGAUGGCAAUCCGGGAAGUGGUGUUGUUAUUGUGUAAAAAUAUUUACGUGGCAUAUAUCAAAAUAUAGUUGUAAAUAGUCGGAAUGCUUCAACAAAAAUUAAUGUACCAUUUAUUUUUCGUCAAUCUUAUAAUAAGAUUUACAAAUCUUCAUUUGCUUUCAGUCACAGAGAAAAAGCAAGCAAAAAUUUUAGAAUGGGUCAUAUUAUCAUAAAGUAUAAACAAAGUGCAGUUACGAAAUAUCUACCAAAAUUAUUGCAAAACCCUAUUUGUGAACUUUAGAAAAUUUUUCAGUAGGCCUACGUAAAGUGUUAUCAAGAAAAAGCCUUUUUUUGUUAUAAUUGUACGUGCAUUCGUUGCAUAACUAUCUGGUAAAUCUUCUAGGAAUGACAUUAUUUGGUCGUACCGAUAUCAUACUUACAACCUCAUGUGUAUAUUCCUUAAUAUAUAGCUCAAUAGGCAUGCUGCAAAAUUUUUUUAGACUAGCACAAAAGUUUGUAGGGAAUAUUAGUAAUUUGCACAAAAUGAUGAUUCAGAUAGAUCUAAACUAGUCAAAAAACCUUUUCCUUAUUCGAAAAAAACUCACUUACCUAACACGUUUGUACCACAUAAGCUAAAACUCUAAUUGUCCCUUUAGCAAAAGUAUAACUCAUUUAACACGUCACUGUGAAUCUGUUUACGAUAGCGUCGAACUUCUAUAUAUAUAUAAGUCGUACGCUAUUGUAGCAGUGGGCAGUGACGGGUGAAGAGUGGAGUAAAGAAGUAAUCAGCAUCAACAAGGUAUUCAUAUAAUAUAAAAUAAAGAUAUCCUAGUUUUCUAAUUACUCGAUUUUCUUCAUGUGUAUUAUCUAUUGUAUUUAAAAUAGUAAAAUUAGGUAACGAUUCCGUUUCCGCUGAUAUGUACAAUGUCAAUUCUGAGACACGGUUGGCUUUGCCAUUGAAACAAAACUAUAUUCUAUUCUUUUAUGACUUCCCCAAUACAGUACUUUGGUUUUUACAGAAACACAUCUUCUUAGUAAGUCAAACAAAUAACACUUUGCAAAUUAAGCCCUAUUUUUAUCGUAGAGCCGUAGAGACACAAAGCAUAUAUAUGCUUCUUUUUUAAUUUGAGAGUAACCAAUGAAUUUCAUUUUUUCCUGUUGCAUGUUGGUCUGAAAAAAAAAAAUGCAUUCAAGUGGUAAUUAUACUGUACUAUAAGAGCAUCGUCCCAUGGCAGGAGGUUUUUGUUGAUCGCUGACUAGGCCCUUUUUUGUGUUGAUAACAACAAAAAUAUUUACAAAAUCUAUAGGUGGACGUUUAACGACCGAAAACUUUUGGGAAGGACAUAACUCUUGCUCAAUUUGAAUAUGCAAACAUUACUUACUGCUCGUGCGUGAUAAUUGAAUUAUAACAAUGUCCGAAUCUUGGUGUGUUAUUGGUCCCUUCUAAUAUAAAGUAAUCAAGACUUGGGGAAGGUGUCCUGUGUGACACGACAAAAAACUAAUAAAAUUAUUUAAAUACUUACUGUAAUUCAGUUGUGUCAGUUUUGUCGAGCUGGCAUUGAAAAAUAAAAUGAAGUAGCCUUUUAUAUCUUCUCUUAAAUGCGGGAUUCAUAGCGCCAUAUAAAAUAAAAUUUAGACAAGAGUUUGUUAACGCCAGCCACACUAAAAACUAAAAAAAUGUGUAUGGUAUUACAUAGCACAGGUGUUUGUAAGUAAUAGCAACAUAUCCAUUCAUUUACUUCAAUGUUUUUAUAUGAUUAGUUUGCUACGAGUACGUUGUUAGAAAACAUAUACUGCAACCACUACACAUAUGCUAGUAUUUGAAGUAAACGUUAAGAAAUGAUCGAUUUCUAUUGAAAUUCAAUAUUUGAACAAUUAAGCCUAUAUGCAAUCAUAUAAGAUCUAAUAAGUAAUGACAUCGUGGUGAUAACUCAUUUCAUGAUAUUAAUAUAGGUAAUUAUGUAGGCUACGUACGGUAACCGAUUAUUAAGUAAUGUACUGUUGAUAUGCAUAAAGAAGUGAUUCAAUUUUUGUAAUAAUAUCAUUUGAAUAUAGUUUAUAUCUUUCUUCAAUUUUAGAAAGGGUUUAAAUUAAGUUAAAGUCAGCCGUUAUUCAGAUUUCUCGAAAAAUAAAUUUUUUCUUCCUUCUAUUGUUUUCAUACCGUUAAUGUUUAGUAAAACAAACACACCUUUUUCAAGUGUGGCCUUAUAUCUCCUGGGUUUAUCAUAACAUGUAGGGCAUAUGGAGUCCAACACACAAAGAAUAUUACAACUGCAGUAAGCAAAGUGUAUGUGAGAUUUCUUUCUCUUCUAAGCGAAGGUUUUCUAUCAGAAUAAUUGGCCAAAGAUGUUGAACCCUUUUUCCUAAGGUUUCUAACCCAGCUUCUGUUUUUGUUCACUUUUCUAUAAAAUCAAAAUGAUGAGAUGUAUUUUCGCAAUGCUCUGUAUUAGAUAUUUUUAUUCAGUAUUUUAUUUCUUAUCUAUAUUAUUAAUUACUGUUAAAAUCUUUGAUAUAUUUUCACUACAAUAAAUUACAGAUUCGUUACAUUA